Messenger RNA from Zingiber officinale, 363 nucleotides. Its product is annotated as superoxide dismutase [Cu-Zn]-like. Gene Ontology annotation, biological process: removal of superoxide radicals. The transcript is spliced from 4 exons. The record is from RefSeq and is a predicted model, not a curated record. The coding region runs from base 1 to 363 and encodes 120 amino acids. NCBI's taxonomy places the organism in Eukaryota, Viridiplantae, Streptophyta, Magnoliopsida, Zingiberales, Zingiberaceae. Gene Ontology annotation, molecular function: superoxide dismutase activity; copper ion binding.
AUGGUGAAGGUUGUUGCUGUCUUGGGUAACAGUGAGGAUGUUAAGGGCACAAUUGACUUCGUCGAGGAAGGAGAUGGUCCAACCACCGUCACCGGAUCCAUCACUAGCCUCAAGCCUGGGCUUCAUGGCUUCCAUGUGCAUGCUCUUGGAGACACCAUCAAUGGAUGCAUGUCAACUGGGCCUCAUUUUAAUCCUGCUGGAAAGGAACAUGGUGCUCCUCAAGAUGAAAAUCGACAUGCUGGUGAUCUAGGCAAUGCCACUGCUGGCGAGGAUGGUAAGUUGCUUUAUCAUCAGCUCAUGAUGAUACUGAUUGGUUGUAAGUUUAGUGAUACUAUUCCUGUUGAACUAGGUAAUCUAUCCUAG